Castor canadensis (American beaver) is the source of this 378-nucleotide messenger RNA. NCBI's taxonomy places the organism in Eukaryota, Metazoa, Chordata, Mammalia, Rodentia, Castoridae. The record is from RefSeq and is a predicted model, not a curated record.
AUGCCUGCCCCAGGCCUGGCAAUGGCGAGUGGCCAGGUGCUCCCGGCCUUCCUGCUCUGCAGCGCACUGCUCAUCAUGAAGAUGUACGUGGUAGCUGUCAUCACAGGCCAAGUGAGGCUUCGGAAAAGGGCUCACCGGAACGACAUGGAGACCAUCUAUCCCUUCCUCUUUCUGGGCCUCGUCUACUCUUUCCUGGGCCCUAACCCUUUCGUGGCCUGGCUGCACUUCCUUGUCUUCCUUGUGGGCCGUAUGGUACACACUGUGGCCUACCUGGGCAAGCUGCGGGCGCCCAUCCGCUCAGUGUCCUACACCCUGGCCCAGCUCCCCUGCGCGUCCAUGGCCCUGCAGAUCCUCUGGGAGGCAGCCCGCCACCUGUGA